UUAUCUGUGAACUCACCAAAAUGAGUGGUUUUUGUGAUGCUGAAGAAUGUUUAUGUAUUUAUUUAUUUAUUGUUAUUGAGUGUUAAGGAAAAAUGUUGUGGUACUGUCUUUUGAUUCGAGUUUUGAUGGGUGCAGUUAGCUUAUUCUGCCACUGCGGGGCAGUAAUGCAAUGGAGACGGAGAGUUCAGUGAGUGUAGCGUGUCCUUAUGGUUUGGGGCUUUGACCUUUUAAAUAUGUAUACAUUUAAAAGGUAUAUAAACAAAACUGUCACUACUAAUUUUGUUGCGAUAAUAAUUUAAAAGAACACUGCGAAUAUUUGAUUUAGUGUCUUACCUGCGUUUGCAUUAACUUUGGCCUACAUGCCUUACAUUCAUCCCAUUGUUAGGACACAGGUUUGAUUUUUCCAUAAGAUGAUUAUCAGAGGUCGUUUUCCUGUUAUGGAGCAGCCUUACAUAAGUAAAAUACUAACAUCUUGAUUGAACCCACAGCAUAAUCCUCAAGGUAAAUUUUUAGUCGUUUUUAUCAGUGGGCCCCAGCUUAUCAACGGCACAGCGCUUUCCCACGCAGUUGUAUCUGCCGGUGGCCCAGAUGUCGUUGCUCUAUCAGUUCGAAUGUUUAUGGAUGCUUGCAUUCUGGGCCCCCGAUUUCGGGGGUGCAGUCAAGAAAAACGCGAGCCCUCGCGCAGACCUCCUGCACGCACAGUUCCGAAAACGGCCAUGUCAUGAUUCUCAUUUGCGUUCUGCCACACGUCAAGAGGCGCGCGUUGCUCCAGCGGCUUGGAAGUUUACGGCCAAAGACAUCAGGAUGAGAGUGGAGGGGUUGGCAUUGUGCAGUCUGGUUUCUUUGCUGGGUCUGACGCUGCUGGAGUCGACGUCCUGCCAGCACCUGCCCGAGGAGCCCUGCUCGGUCCAGAUCCUUGUUCCUGGUCUCAAAGGUGAGCCAGGGGAGAAGGGAGUGAAAGGAGCACCUGGGAGGCCAGGUAGAGUGGGACCCCCCGGUGAGACAGGGCUUCCUGGACUCAAAGGGCAGAAAGGUCUGAUGGGACGUUAUGGCAAAAUGGGUCCCAGUGGUAUCAAAGGUGCAAAGGGAGAUAUGGGAGAUCCUGGACCACAAGGGCCAGAUGGAGACCCAGGCGUCCCGUGUGAGUGUGCACCAAUAAGGAGGAUGAUUGGCGAAAUGGAUAUCCUUGUGACUCAGCUGACAAAUGACCUGAAGUUCAUAAAAAAUGCACUGCCCUCCCCUGCAGCUGUCGCCGGCCUCAAGGAGACGGACAGCAAGCUCUACCUGCUGGUCAAAGAGGAGAAGCGCUACCCGGACGCCGAGCUCUACUGCCAGGGCAGGGGCGGGCACCUGGCCAUGCCAAAGGACGAAGGUGCCAACGCCGCAGUGGCUGCCUACAUCACCCAGGCUGGCCUGAGCCGGGUCUAUAUUGGCAUCAACGACCUGGAGCAGGAGGGCCACUUCGCCUACGUCAACCACUCCCCCAUGACCACCUUCAGCAAGUGGCGGGAGGGGGAGCCCAACAACGCCUAUGAGGACGAGGACUGCGUUGAGCUGGUGGCGGCUGGGGACUGGGUGGAUGUGGCCUGCCACCUCACAAUGUACUUUGUCUGCGAGUUCGAUAAGGACAGCGUCUGAUACCCCAUUCCCACGUCCCUUGCCCAGUCAAGGACAGUCGUGCUCAUUCACUCACUUCAGAUAUAUUUUUUCCAUUUGUUUUUAUGAGGACAGGAUAGGGGUUGCAGGGCGGGGGUGAGUUUGGUCGUGAAUUCAUGGACUUCAACGCUUUUGGUUUGGAGUUAAGCUUGGUAACGGAGGUUCAAAUCUCAGGUGUAGACGCUGGUUUGGACAAUUUGAGCCAAGGGUGGUUUUAAUCUGAAUCUAAAUAUUCAGUUGUAUAUUCAGUAACAUUUAAAAUGCAAGCCAUAUAUGUGACCCUAGCCAGGGGUGUUGGAUAUGCAUGAACAGUAAUGACAUCAUGGAAUGCAAGCAGAGAUACACAGUUCUGUUAGAGGCCAGUGUCAGCAAUGGUUUGGGUGAUUCUGUUGUCAGUAUAUAUGUUUGUUUUUUUUUGAACAAAAAUCAAGCCUGUUGUUUAAUAUAAUUGCUUUGUUUUUUAGAAGGCCAUAUACAUGUACAAUUUCUUUAAAACCCUUUUAUUCAUUUAUUUAUUGGUGUACCAAUGUUUAAGCUUUCAAGAUACAGAAAUGUUGCAAGAAAUGGAACCGAAAAAAGUAGAACCAUAAACGAAGUGGAACCAAAAAUUUUCACAGACAUCAAACUUUAAUGCACUGAAUAUCUUCAUUUCUCUCUUCUCUGUUAAUUCUUGCUGUCUUUUCCCACCUUUUCACUUUGAUAACAAAUUGCAGUUCUUUCUUUCCUCUGGGUGUACUGUCAGUUGCAGGAUCAUGUUUAUAACAAAUGUGACAACGAUUAAAAAGGAAUUUGGUACAAAU
Anguilla rostrata (American eel) is the source of this 2456-nucleotide messenger RNA. RefSeq names its product collectin sub-family member 11 (gene colec11). The coding region runs from base 589 to 1638 and encodes 349 amino acids. NCBI's taxonomy places the organism in Eukaryota, Metazoa, Chordata, Actinopteri, Anguilliformes, Anguillidae. The record is from RefSeq and is a predicted model, not a curated record. The transcript has 7 exons.